Acipenser ruthenus (sterlet) is the source of this 860-nucleotide messenger RNA. RefSeq lists its product as uncharacterized. The record is from RefSeq and is a predicted model, not a curated record. NCBI's taxonomy places the organism in Eukaryota, Metazoa, Chordata, Actinopteri, Acipenseriformes, Acipenseridae. The coding region runs from base 56 to 829 and encodes 257 amino acids. The transcript has 2 exons.
CGAUGACACAAUAUGGCAAGACCUGGAUACAGCAGAUGCAGAGCAUGUUCAGUGUAUGUUAGAUAGGACACCAUGCACUCGCUUGUCAUGCUUUGCACACACGCUGCAACUUGUUGUAAGAGAUGGAAUAAAGAAGCCUUCAGUGUACACCAGAGCAGCAAUGGGAAAAUACUGCAAAUUAGCAAAUCUUUCUCAUGAAAGCACCAUAUUCCGUGAAGCAUUUGAAAAUACAUUUGGAGCAGGAAGAUCAAUUCCAAGUACAAAUUCAACCCGCUGGAAUAGUUUGCAUAGACAAAUCAAAAUCAUUGUGUCCUUGGAUCAGUACAAAUUAGGUCAGUUACUGAGAGAACAGCAGCUGGAGCAUCUUCUACCGACACCCAGAGAUCAUGCAGCCUUGACAGAAUUUGUUAAUGUUCUGCAGGCUUUUGCUGAAGCAACAGACCUGGUACAGGGUGACCAGUACACCACAAUUGGAUCUGUGAUGCCUUCUGUCAUAGCACUACAUAGGCACUUAAAGGACUUGCAUGGUCUAAUUCGCUAUCAGAGAUCUCUUGUAGAUGCACUUCUACAAUCCCUUCACAUAAGGUUCAGUGGACUUUUUAAUUUGCUACAAAUUACCCAAGACCACAGUGACAGACAGGAUCCAAAGCCUUUUAGUGAGAUGCUCUACCCAAUGGCCAGUGUUCUUGAUCCCACAUUUGGGUUUCUGUGGUUGGAAGCAGACCAUCCCGGCAAUGACCAAAUGAAAAGCAAGAUACGAGAAGAAAUCAUUGAUGAAAUUGUGAACCAAGUAGACCUGAUGUGCCCCAGAGAAAUUGCAGGCCCAUAAGAACAACAGGCGCCAGCAAGUAAAGUACCUA